Messenger RNA from Eimeria acervulina, 352 nucleotides. RefSeq lists its product as hypothetical. The record is from RefSeq and is a predicted model, not a curated record. The transcript has a single exon. The annotation marks the transcript as partial. Lineage: Eukaryota; Apicomplexa; Conoidasida; Eucoccidiorida; Eimeriidae.
CACCAGAAUCAGCAGCAGCAGCAGCAAAAUCAGCAGCAGCAGCAGCAGCAGCAACAUCAGCAGCAGCAGCAACAUCAGCAGCAGCAGCAACAUCAGCAGCAGCAGCAGCAGCAGCAACAUCAUCAUCAGCAGCAGCAGCAGCAGCAACAUCAGCAUCAGCAGCAUCAAUAGCAGCAGCAUCAACAUCAGCAGCAUCAGCAGCAGCAUCAGCAUCAGCAGCAUCAAUAGCAGCAGCAGCAGCAGCAUGAGUAUCAGCAGCAUCAAUAGCAGCAGCAUCAAGAGCAGCAUCAAGAGCAGCAGCAGCAGCAGCAGCAGCAGGAGGAAGAGCUUACUCCUAGUGUAUAAUGCCUAG